This is a messenger RNA of Amblyraja radiata (thorny skate), 1257 nucleotides long. RefSeq names its product mitochondrial import receptor subunit TOM40B. Gene Ontology annotation, molecular function: transmembrane protein transporter activity. Bases 83 to 1153 code for a protein of 356 amino acids. Lineage: Eukaryota; Metazoa; Chordata; Chondrichthyes; Rajiformes; Rajidae. The record is from RefSeq and is a predicted model, not a curated record. Gene Ontology annotation, biological process: protein import into mitochondrial matrix. Gene Ontology annotation, cellular component: mitochondrial outer membrane. The transcript is spliced from 11 exons.
GCGGCCCCCGUCGCCGGGCGGUUGGCGGUUACCAGGGGCGGUAGCCGAGGGAAUCCGCACAACCCUGCAGGCAGGCAGGCCGAUGGGUAACGGUGUGGCGGCCGAGCGGCGGCUCCGUAACCCGGGAAGCUUCGAGCGGCUGCACCGGCGCAGCAAAGAUGUUUUCCCUCAACAGCUGGAAGGUGUCAAACUCAUCAUCAACAAACAUCUCAGCAGCCACUUUCAGGCGACACAUACAAUCCACCUGAGUUCGAUGUCACCCCAUUACCAUUUCAAGACGAUGUAUUCAGGCGACCAAGCAGGUGACUCUGAUGAGACCUUGCCUCAGCUGCUGGGAGAAGUGGACAGUGCUGGCAGUUUGAACGCUCAGUUCGUGACACUUUUGGCCAACCGGAUCCGAGCCAAAGCUGCCUUUCAGACACAACAGGAUCGAUUCCAAACCUGGCAGUUUGACACGGAGUAUCGUGGCGACACCUGCACGGCCACCUUUACUCUCGGCAACCCUGACAUCAUCAACGAAUCAGUGAUUCUCGUUGCACACUUUCUCCAGAGCGUUUCCCGCAACCUGGUCCUGGGCGGGGAAAUGGUUUAUCAUCGGAGGCCGUCAGAGGAAGGAGCUAUCUUCACUUUGGCUGCCAAAUACACAACUUCUCAGUGGAUCGGUACUUUGAACAUCGGACGAGGUGGGGCUCACGCCAGUUACUACCACCGGGCCAAUGAUCAGGUGCAGGUGGGAGUGGGAUUCGAGGCCAGCACCCAAACCCAAGACACGACGUUCUCAUUCGGAUACCAGCUGGACAUCCCAAGGGCAAACAUGUUGUUCAGAGGAUCUGUAGACAGUAACUGGGUGGUAGGAGGAGUCCUGGAGAAGAAACUUGCCCCUUUGCCUCUGACCUUGGCCCUCGGCGCUUUCAUCGACCACCUGAAGAAUAAAUUGCAAUACGGCUUCACGGUGACGGUCAGUGACAGUAAUGCCGGUCCGCAUACAGAGGAUCUGCCUGGCACCAGGACCGACAAGCCAAAGUGCCCAGGAAAGGCAGAGGAAGAGAUCGACAUUGACCUGUGUGCGCCGGAGACGGAGAAGGCAGCCUUGGCCAUCCAGGGUCAGUUCCGCAAGUUCCAGAGGAAGAAAAAGCCGGGGCCGACUUCCUAGGCCAGUUGUCAGGGGCAGCCCUGGCCGGGGAGACAAGAAUACCUUCCUCUGUCAGCAUUUCUAAACCCUGAAAUAAAAGCAUGAAUGUGCUUCCCUCAACCUUU